CCGUCUCUGUUGCUGUUCCUGCGUCUGCCGAGGUGCCAGCGGUCGGCUCUGCUCCAUGCUGCAGCCCUCCUUCCAUGCCCACAGCAGCCUUUAUUCUGGUCGUCGGGGAGAGGGGAGAGGGAGGGAGAGAGGUAAAGUUAGGGCAUCUCUUUGCCUUGUUCUUCAGUCACUUCUUCUCCACGCCUCCCUGGCACCGGCAUCCUGCACAGAUUACACCUCCCCAAAAUGUUCAACGGGGAGGCCAGUUCUUCAGCCAGGAAUGUCAUCCGCAGUUCCAGCAUCAGCGGAGAGAUGUAUAACCUGGAAAAGGGAAAUCCUGGAACCACAGAUGCAGCUGGGGUUACCACAACAAAGAAGAGAAGGUCCAGUCUUGGAGCCAAGAUGGUGGCCAUUGUGGGACUGUCACAGUGGAGUAAGAGUACCCUGCAGUUAAACCAACCUGAUGGAACCACCAAGAAGCUCCGCAGUAAUAUUCGGCGCAGCACAGAGACAGGUAUUGCAGUGGAGAUGCGGAAUCGUGUGACCAGACAGGGGAGUCGGGAAUCCACAGAUGGCAGCACAAACAGCAACAGCUCUGAUGGCACUUUUAUCUUCCCCACAACCCGGCUUGGAGCAGAAAGCCAGUUCAGCAAUUUCUUGGAUGGACUGGGACCAGCGCAGAUUGUGGGGAGACAGACGUUGGCUACACCCCCUAUGGGGGAUAUCAAUAUCAGGAUGGUAGACAGAAAUGGCCAGCUGGAGGUGGAGGUGAUCCAGGCACGAGGACUCACCCCAAAACCAGGCUCCAAAGCAAUUCCAGCUCCAUACAUUAAGGUCUACCUGAUAGAAAAUGGAAUGUGCCUGUCCAAGAAGAAGACCAGGUGUGCAAAGAAAACAUGGGAUCCAGUUUACCAGCAAGCUCUUCUGUUUGAUGAAGGGCCUCAGGGGAAGGUCUUACAGGUAAUCGUUUGGGGAGACUAUGGCCGAAUGGACCACAAAUGCUUCAUGGGGAUGGCACAGAUCCUGUUGGAAGAGCUAGAUCUGAGUUCCAGUGUUACAGGCUGGUACAAACUAUUUCCCACUUCUUCACUGGCAGACUCCAGCAUUGCUCCUCUCACCCGCCGACUCUCUCAGUCCUCUUUGGAGAGUUCCACAAGCCCAUCCUGUACUUAACAAGUGGUAGACUAUACCUUAAUUCCACUCUCCCCUAUGCCCCUAUGGCAUUAGAUGCAAGGCUGCCAUUUUAAUGCUAGUGGAAAAAAAAGGAAAAAUCAAAACCUAACAUUUUAGAGACUGUUAUUGGGAAAUUAAAGAUGGACUAUGUUCCAUAUAAGCUAAACCAGGAUAUAUU
This is a messenger RNA of Spea bombifrons (plains spadefoot toad), 1330 nucleotides long. RefSeq names its product regulating synaptic membrane exocytosis 3 (gene RIMS3). The coding region runs from base 226 to 1152 and encodes 308 amino acids. Gene Ontology annotation, cellular component: presynaptic membrane; cytoskeleton of presynaptic active zone. Gene Ontology annotation, molecular function: transmembrane transporter binding; small GTPase binding. Lineage: Eukaryota; Metazoa; Chordata; Amphibia; Anura; Pelobatidae. Gene Ontology annotation, biological process: calcium ion-regulated exocytosis of neurotransmitter; positive regulation of synaptic transmission; regulation of synaptic plasticity. The record is from RefSeq and is a predicted model, not a curated record. The transcript is spliced from 7 exons.